Molecule: messenger RNA, 1593 nt
Organism: Closterium sp. NIES-67
Lineage: Eukaryota; Viridiplantae; Streptophyta; Zygnematophyceae; Desmidiales; Closteriaceae
Source: the annotation of a GenBank genome assembly
UCCCUGUCGUUGCCCGUCUUCUGACACACUCGUCAUCCUCACACAUCCUCAUACUUGGCAUCGGAGGGCGACGCUUCGCUUCACCGCCUAGGAAAGCGGGAUUCGUUCACCGUCUGUCGCCAUGGCUGCGAUCGCUCCAUCCGCGUCGCUCCCGUCGCAUCUCUUUUCGCUCAAAUCCAGCCCAACGGGAUCGCUUCGUCGGGCUGCGAAACCCCUCCCGCCAGUCGAAAAGUUGUCGCAGGUCUCGCAACAACCGAGGCGACGUCGCCCGGCAUUCGCGAGAGUCGCAGCGCCGGAACCCGAACCACCCAGAUCUCGAUCCGUCGCUCAAAACUCCGCGCCGUCGAGCAACACCUCCGCAGCAACCCCACCUCCGUCUCCGUCUCCGUCUGCGUCUACGUCUCCGCCGCUGCGCGAGCCGCCGGUGGAGAAGCGGCUGUUCGAGCACGUGAUCGAGGCGCAGCAGUUCAGCCGCGACCUGCUCUCGGAGAUCUUCGAGGUCGCAGACGAGAUGCAGCACAUCCUCGAGGGGCGCGGCGGCGCGGGGUGCUCCGACAUGCUGCGCGGGUACCUCAUGGCCACGCUCUUCUACGAGCCGUCCACGCGCACGCGGCUGUCGUUCGAGUCCGCCAUGAAGCGGCUGGGUGGCGAGGUGCUGACGACGGAGAACGCGCGCGAGUUCUCGUCCGCUGCUAAGGGCGAGAGCCUGGCAGAUUCCAUCCGCACGGUGCAGGCGUACGCUGACGUCAUCGUGCUGCGACACUACGAGGAAGGCGCGGCGAAGCUGGCGUCUGAAGUGGCGUCGGUGCCCAUUGUGAACGCGGGGGACGGGCCGGGGCAGCACCCCACGCAGUCACUGUUGGACAUGUACACCAUUCAGCGCGAGAUCGGGCGACUGGACAACAUCCGCGUGGGGCUGGUGGGCGACCUGGCGAACGGCAGGACAGCGCGGUCGCUGGCGUACCUGCUCUCCAAGUUCAGCAACAACAAGAUCAUUUUUGUGGCGCCUGAGGUCGUCAGAAUGAAGGACGACAUCAAGGACUACCUGACCUCUCGCGGCGUGGAGUGGGAGGAGUCGUCGGACCUGAUGGACGUGGCAGUGCAGUGCGACGUCAUCUACCAGACGCGCAUCCAGAGGGAGCGGUUCGGUGGGCGCAUGGAGGACUACGAGGCGGCACGCGGCAAGUACAUCGUGGACCGCCGCGUGAUGGACGCACUCGGGAAGGAUGCCAUCGUCAUGCACCCGCUGCCCCGGCUCGACGAGAUCACCACUGAUGUGGACUCGGACCCUCGUGCUUCUUACUUCCGCCAAGCCAGGAACGGCGUGUACAUUCGAAUGGCGCUGUUGAAGUUGUUGUUGAUUGGUCGUUAGCAGGAAGGCAUGGGUCUAAAGGGUUUGAUGGGGCUUUCCACGUGAGUGUUUUGUUCAAAUGAAAGGAUUAGGUGGUGUUCAUUGUACAACGUUAUGCUAAGAGUUCGGGUAUAGCGCGGACUCUUCUGAGGGGGGUCUGACUUUCGCCUUGUCGAAAAGCCGAUGAGAAUGUGAGCAAGUCUGCGAUAUCGAUUGGAUAGUCCGAGAUUCGAAUCGACAAG